Messenger RNA from Schistosoma guineensis, 1173 nucleotides. The record is from the annotation of a GenBank genome assembly. NCBI's taxonomy places the organism in Eukaryota, Metazoa, Platyhelminthes, Trematoda, Strigeidida, Schistosomatidae.
AUGUCUGAAAGUCAACAACAAACUGGAACUAUGAAAAGAACUUAUAAUAAGAGAUGUGCUCAAUUACAAUCGAAUGAGAAUAUCAAUUUACAAAAUUGGAAUAAACUGAAUAAUCAAAAGUUACGUAAACCUUUAGCAAAUUUGUCAAAUACCUAUACAGGAUCAGAAAAUGAAUGUCCUAUUAAAUUUGAUAGAUCUCUUAAUAAAACACUGAAAACAUAUUCGGCAUCAUCAUCAUCAUCUUACGGGAAUACAGAUUCAAUGAAUAUAACUCGACGUAAUGAAAGAGAAAGAAAUCGUGUGAAAUUAUUGAAUAUGGGAUUUGAUCGUCUUCGAGCUGUAGUUCCAUGUCGUUCAGGUGAACAAUUAAGUAAAAUAUCAACUUUGAAAAAAGCAAUAUGGUAUAUUGAACAUUUGGAUAAAGUAUUACAUGGGCAGGAAAAUUCAUGUUCUAAUUUGAUUAAUCAGUCAACAGAUUAUACUGAUAAAGAUGCAACAUGUACAAAUAAUAAGAUCAAACAAACCAACUCAUUUAUAUCAUCAUCACUACCUAAAUCAGCUGGACUAUUUGAAAUCAAUCGCAACGAAGUAAGAUCAGGGACCUCCUGUUCAUCUUUCGAGAAGGUUAUGCCACCAUACGGAGACAUAUCUAUUCAAGAAAGAAGAUCAGUAAAUCAAUUAUACCUGUCACCGAUAUUUCCGACUCAUUGGGACCAAAACAUUACUACUUAUAGUAAUACUAAUAAUGUUAUUAAUAAUAAUAAUAAUAAUAAUAAUAAUAAUAAUAAUCACAAUGAUAUUAAGGAAAUAACAUCGACACCAAUAAUUGACUCAACUCCAUACAAUAUGUUAAAUCCUAUUAGACAGAAUGAUAGAACUGGAAAACAUCUAUUAUCUAAUUCUACUUCAUCAUUCACUGAUUCCGGUUAUGAUAGUUCUAAAUCUCAAGUUGAAUUAUUAUCAAAAAUCAAUCAUCAUUAUUCAUUAUCAACAUGGUAUAAUGUUGGAUGUAUGCCAACAACCCCGAUUUCAUCAUUAGCAAAUUCAUCAGUGAUUAAUUCAUCUAAUUUAUCAUCUAAAAAUCAAUCGACUUUAAAUUUAUACAAUAAUGUUUCUCAUCUUCAAUGGUUAUUAAAUGAUGAUAAUUAUAUGCAUAAACUAAAUGGAACAUGA